AUGAACAUCACUCGUAUCAAGAUAGCACCAUUAUCCCCAGUGGUAUUCAUCUAUCUAUUUAUUUCUACAUGUACCACUUCUUCCAUUACGAUUAUUGCUCUCUCUCUCUCUCUCUCUCUCGGGCUAAAAAUGUCUCGGCAACGCCAAAGAGAAGCCAAGGAACGUGUCACAGUCACUGAUCAUAAAAGCAUUGCAUCGGUAAAUCCGUUCCGUGCUAAGAAUUACCAGCAUCGGACUUGGCAAGGCAGAUUCCACAACACAGUCACGAUCAAAGAAUACGACGCAUUUUCUUUGAUUUGGUGCUUUCUGUCUCUUACAUGUCACUCUCUUUCUUUUCCUUUCUCCCCCUUUCUCUCUCUCUUCUUCUAUUCCUUUUUGCUCAUUUCUAUAUAUUUGUAUAUCGGUCUUUUUCUGUUCGUUUUUCUUUCAAUCUUUAUAUUCCUUCCACACUGUUUAUAUUCCUUCCAACACAUACUCGCUCUCUCCCCCUCUCCCCUCUCUCUCCCCUCCCUCCCCAUCUCCCCUCUCUCUCUCCCUCCCCUCUCUCUCCCCUCUCUCCCUCUCUCUCCCCUCUCUCCCCUCUCUCCUUUUCCCUCUCUCCCCUCUCUCUCCCCUCCCCCUCUCCCCCUCUCUCUCCCCCAUCUCAUCCCCAUCUCCCCCCUCCCCUCUCCCCAUCUAUCUCCCUCCCUCUCUCUCCUCUCCCCCUCUCUCCCCCCUCUCCCCCCUCUCUCUUACGACAAAUUACUGUGA
Messenger RNA from Acanthosepion pharaonis, 750 nucleotides. Lineage: Eukaryota; Metazoa; Mollusca; Cephalopoda; Sepiida; Sepiidae. The record is from the annotation of a GenBank genome assembly.